Amphiprion ocellaris (clown anemonefish) is the source of this 2338-nucleotide messenger RNA. RefSeq names its product cytotoxic and regulatory T-cell molecule. Gene Ontology annotation, molecular function: signaling receptor binding. Gene Ontology annotation, biological process: detection of tumor cell; cell recognition; positive regulation of natural killer cell mediated cytotoxicity directed against tumor cell target. Bases 19 to 1392 code for a protein of 457 amino acids. Gene Ontology annotation, cellular component: plasma membrane. NCBI's taxonomy places the organism in Eukaryota, Metazoa, Chordata, Actinopteri, Pomacentridae. The transcript has 11 exons. The record is from RefSeq and is a predicted model, not a curated record.
AGAUUGACAGUGACAGAGAUGGAAGUGAAGCUGCAGUUCAGCGUGUUCAUGCUACUCAUUCAGGUUUCACUGGCGGUGUGGCAGCGUGUGACUGUGAUGAAAGGUGAAACACUCAGCUUAAGCUGUCCUAUUACUAACGCUCACAAGUCUCAUGUGGACUGGAAGAACCCUGAAGGAUAUAUUAUGUUCUUCAAUCGUAAUCAAGCUUUAAAGGACAAACGCUACAGCAUCAACAAAUUCUCUGAGUCGGAGUUCUCCAUCAGUAUUUCCAAUGUCACUUUUAAAGAUGGAGGCAAUUACACAUGCUCGCACUACGACCAUCAAAUGACAGAAAAGAAAGUGGAGGUGACAGUAUUAGAUUUUCCCAGAAUGUUAGUAACACGCCAUGAUGGAAAGAUCAUCAUUAAAUGUGUUGCUAAGGGGAACCCCUCCCCCCCCAACAUCUCCUGGGAAUUUGAUGUGGAGCCUGAAUUUCUUGGUGAUGUACAUUUCCGACAUGAAGAUGAAAAAUACGUCUCUGUGGGGAUGCUGCACAUUUUCCCACCGAAGAAAAGAAUCUCUGUAAAAUGCCUUGUUCGCCACCCAGCACUGCAUUCUCAGCCUUUGAUGAACUUCAUCAAAAUUGGGCGAGACUCUAAAAGGACCCGUCACACGACCACAGUUAAGCCUCAAGUGUCCACAAGGAAGCUGGAAACAACGACCAGCUGGAUCAGAGAUAGUAAAACGGCAGAGUCCUUCACAUCUGGAGACGUGAACAGGCCUUCAUUGGGGAGCUCACCUGUUUCCUUCACUCAGCAGUUUUCCUCUACUGACAUAAAGACAGUUACAGCACCUACUAGAUCUCCUCUCAUCAGUGAUACAUCCACAGGCUCACAUCUCAGCGCUACUGAUAACUCAACCGAGGUGAGCAAUGACACCACUAGUGAGGCAAUAAACACAACAGGAUGGACAUUUGUCUCUAAUACAACAGAAAACGUCUCUUCCUAUAACAAUACGGAGAGAACAGGGAGCUCUGACUCAAAUAUGCAAAAGGGAAAUGAGGGAAAUUCAUCAUUACUGGUCCUCCUAGUGACAUGCCUAAUCUUUGGCCUUCUGGUGGUGGUUAUUUUUUUUGCCAUCAAACUGAGGAGAGCACACCUAGCCUGGAAGAGGGAGAAUGAAGAUUCUAAUCCAUCAGAGGAGAGCAGUAAAUCCAAAUCAAGCCAGGAGGAGAAAGGCUUCCAAGCACAAAGAAAAAGAGCACCCUUCAACACAGCAUUCACACACUAUGUUACUGAAGAAUCAACAAUGACGUCAGCGCUACCAGAGAGUGUCAACAGAGAGCACACCUUGCGACCUCAAACCAUAGCACAAACUUCCGCCAAAUCUGAUGUAAAGGAGACAUCACUCUAGCAUUGUGUGUAAUGUAGCUUUAAUGAUAUCAGCAAAAGCAUCAUGCUCAAACAUAAGCUUUAUUAACUGCAAAUUUAGCACAGUGUGUGCAGUGUUUACAAUAUUACUCAUUAAUUAUUAGCAAAAGCAUGCUAAUACCGUGUUAUCCCUCUGCUUUGGUCUCAAACAGCCCCAGUUCUUGGUGUCUUGGAUUCCAUUUAAUGUUAGAAAAACUCCUCUGAGAUUCUUCUCCAUGUUACAUGAUUGUGUCAUACAUCUUUUGCAGAUUUUUGUGAUUUUGUCAUGCUGCAAAUCUACCAUUCUGCCACAUUAUAAAGGUUACUGGAGACAACUGAAAUUAUCGUGAUAUCCACAAAAGCAGUUUGGGACGACUUUUUUGUGGCAUGGUGGAUUAUCUUGCUGGAGGCAGCCCUUUGACAAUGGUAACCUGUGGUCAUAAACUGACAUACAUGGUCAUCAAUAAUAUUUCAACUGGUUAUGGCAUAUAUCAGUGAUUGGUACAAACAGGCCCGAGUAGUGCCAAGAAAACAUCUCCCACCUCAUUAAACCAUCAGCAGCUUGGACUGUUUUCACAAGGCUGGUCCAGGGAUUUAUGCUGUUGACACCAAAUUCUUGGCCUAUCAUCUGCAGCCUCAGCAUAAAUGGAGACUUAUUAGACCAAGGUGUUUUUCUUCAACAGUCUUCAAAUCCAGGACAUCAGCUUGUUAAAAAAAAAAAAAAAAAAAAAAAAAACCGAGCUUGUCAGGCACCAACCGUUAUUAUGCCGUCGUGAUUCACAUUUUCCCCACUCUGAUAUCUGAUGUAUUAUUUGAAGAACCUGACCUGUAAGUGCAGGAGUUUGUACAUUAAUGCAUUGCUUGUAACUGUACUUCUGUAUUGUACUCUGUAAAUAAUGUAUAAAUAUUUUCUCUGUAAACAUGUACCAAUAAAUAGUAUUUUGCUGGAG